GAGAAAGUGAUUGAAUUAAAUGGGCCAGCGAAUGUUGCCAAGUGACGGUCGUGUUUGUUUACAAGCUUUAAAUAAAACAGUCCAGGCGAAGAAAUGGAGCAGUUGGGAGCACAUUCUGGAUCGUCCAACUCGUCGGAUCCACCGGAGGAUAUGAUCCAGCAACGGAUCGUGGACAUCCGGAAGCAGCUGGACGAUACGUACAACAUAUUUGUGAGUGCCAAAGAAGCGUUGUCGAGCAUAUCGUUUGAACAUCUCAACGAGAAGAUGAACGAGACUGAGAUGACUUCGCCGGAACCGGAAGACGUGCUGGUCGUAGAUUCCAACAGCAAAGUUGACAUCGUCAAGUCGUUGGAGAAGUUGGGCACGGUUACUACGAAGCCAAACGCAAAAUAUGAAGAUAUUCCCGAGUUGAAUCGAUUCUUUCGUGUCAUGUCCGACUUGAAGGAAGGCAUAAAGAAGAUCAACAUGCACCAGGAAUCGAUUUCGGAGCUGAACGCCGACAUCGAGUACAUGGAAAGUGCCAACAAGCAGGCUCUCGACGAACAAUUGUCCAAAAUCUCCCUAGAAGAGCAUCAAUAAAGCAAACUCACCGUCACAUCCAGUUAUCCUGUGCAUCUCAUCAG
This is a messenger RNA of Culex quinquefasciatus (southern house mosquito), 623 nucleotides long. RefSeq lists its product as uncharacterized. The transcript has a single exon. Lineage: Eukaryota; Metazoa; Arthropoda; Insecta; Diptera; Culicidae. Bases 94 to 579 code for a protein of 161 amino acids. The record is from RefSeq and is a predicted model, not a curated record.